Thamnophis sirtalis is the source of this 1703-nucleotide messenger RNA. The record is from RefSeq and is a predicted model, not a curated record. NCBI's taxonomy places the organism in Eukaryota, Metazoa, Chordata, Lepidosauria, Squamata, Natricidae.
CCUGCGACCCGGGUGGUUUUCUUUGGCUCGGCUUCCCUCGCGUGUAUGCCGCCCCCGGGGGGGAAGUAUGGUAGAAAUUCUCCCCCUCCCCCUCUGCUCGUAGAGUGAGAGCAGAGCCAUUGCAUGCCAGAAAUAAUCGCUUUUAAUUGGACACCUGAUGACCCAGCUUGGGAAACAGAAGCCUAGUCAAAAUGCAAAGUGAGAACCCGGGACCAGUAAAUUACUAUGUUGGAAUUGAUGUUGGCACAUCAAGUGUCCGUGCGGCUUUGGUGGACCAGUUUGGCACAGUAGUGGCUUAUGCAGACCAUCCAAUUCAGAUUUGGGCACCACAACCUGACUAUUAUGAACAAUCCUCUGAUGACAUCUGGGCAGCUUGUUGUAUCGUCACAAAGAAAAUUACGCAAGGAAUAAAUAUUUCCCAGAUUCGAGGGCUUGGCUUUGAUGCUACCUGCUCCCUUGUUGUUUUGGAUAGCAAUUUUCAUCCUUUGGCAGUAAACUCUGAAGGAGAACACAAAAGAAACAUCAUCAUGUGGAUGGACCAUCGUGCGGCUAAUCAAGUAAAACGCAUCAAUGAGACACAGCAUAAUUUGCUGUCCUUUGUUGGUGGAGUGAUGUCAGUUGAAAUGCAGCCACCUAAAUUGCUAUGGAUGAAAGAAAAUUUGCGAGAGUCUUGCUGGGAAAAAGCAGGGCACUUCUUUGAUCUUCCGGAUUUCUUAUCAUGGAAAGCAACAGGUGCCACAGCAAGAUCUUUGUGUACACUUGUAUGUAAAUGGACAUUCUCCUCAGAAACUGGCUGGGAUGAUAGUUUUUGGAAAUCAAUUGGAUUAGAAGAUCUUAUGGCAAAUAAAUAUUCAAAAAUAGGAAAUGAAGUUCUCCCUCCAGGAACUCCAGUUGGAAAUGGAUUAACAGCAGAAGCUGCAGAAGAUCUUGGUCUGUCUAAGGGGAUUGCUGUAGCUGCCUCUCUUAUUGAUGCACACGCUGGAGGAUUAGGUAUGAUUGGAGCCAACGUGAAAGGACAUAACUUGCCCUGUGAAAAUCAGCCAAUUACUUCCCGGCUGGCUGUAAUAUGUGGGACAUCAUCAUGCCACAUGGCAGUUAGUAAGUCCCCUAUAUUUGUCCCUGGUGUUUGGGGACCCUACUGUUCAGCAAUGGUGCCAGGACUGUGGCUAAAUGAAGGAGGCCAAAGUGUAACAGGGAAACUGAUAGAGCAUAUUGUCCAAGGACAUGCUGCUUUCCCAGAACUACAAACAAAAUCUGAAGCCAGAGCUCAAAGUGUAUAUACAUACUUGAAUGGUCACCUGGAUCUGAUUAAGAAAUCUUUGCCUCUGGGUUUGCUCACUGUUGAUUUACAUGUUUGGCCAGAUUUCCAUGGCAACCGAUCUCCCCUUGCAGAUUUGACUCUAAAGGGCAUGGUAGUGGGACUGACACUGUCUCAAAGUAUUGAUGAUCUUGCUCUUAUUUAUCUAGCUACAGUUCAAGCCAUUGCGUUGGGAACCAGACAUAUUGUAGAAACAAUGCAAGUCGCAGGGCAUCAUAUCAACACUCUCUUUAUGUGUGGUGGUCUGAGCAAGAACCCUCUCUUUGUCCAAAUGCAUGCCGACAUCGUUGGCAUGCCUGUUGUUCUAGCCCAAGAAGUGGAGUCUGUGCUAAUGGGUGCUGCUAUUCUUGGAGUCUGUGCUUCUAAAGACUUUGCUUCCCUACAG